AUGUCGGAGACGCACUUUGAGGUUAUUGUCCUCGGGACUGGCUUGACGGAAUCCAUUACUGCUGCGGCGCUGUCCAAGGCGGGAUUCAAGGUAGCGCAUCUCGACGAGAACCCUUACUAUGGCGGCGAUGAGGCCAGCUUGACUCUGGACGAGCUCGCUCAGUGGGCCGACGAAAGGACACUUUCAAGCUCUGCGUCCGAGCCGUCACGAUAUGCUGCUGCUCAGAGGGCCAAGUUCCGCUCGGUAUCGCGCUCGGGGUCAGUUCUCCCCAACUCUCGACAAUACUCCCUGUCCCUCUCCCCUUCUGUGAUCCCCUCGAACGGACCCGCAACAUCCUCUCUCAUUGGCUCAGGUGUGUCGCGCUAUGGCGGCUACAAGCUGCUCGAGCGCAUCGCGGUAUUCGACCGCUUGGGCAAAGUGCGAAACGUCCCGGGUAGCAAAGAGGAUGUCUUCAAGAGCAAGGACCUCAGUCUCGUUGAUAAGAGACGACUUAUGCGGUUCCUGAUGUUUGCCUCAGGCGAGUUCGAAGGCAAGCCCGAGCUUGCCGGUAACGAGACUACCCCUUUCCCGGACUUCCUCCGCAACAAGUUCUCGCUAAAGCAGGACGUCAUCGACGCUAUAACCUACGCGCUCGCGUUCUGUACAUCUUCUUUUGAUCCGACACUACCCGCGCUGCACCGUAUCAGACGCUACCUGCUCUCCUCAGGCCGGUACGGUGCGUCCCCCUUCCUCGUAGGGCAAUACGGCGGCGCGGGCGAGAUCGCGCAGGGGUUCUGCCGCGCGUCAGCAGUCCACGGCGGCGUAUAUAUCCUCGGCCGCAAGAUCCUCUCCAUCACCCACAUCGAGUUGUCCUCUCCCCCAGACGGCACCGAGCCCGCGUUCUCCUUGCAGCUCGAUGACCUCGAAGACCGCCUGACAGCCGACCUGAUCAUCUCCUCACCCGACUAUGUAUCCCCGGAGCUGCGUUCCAUCGCUGGUUUGCUCCCUCCCGACACCCUCGACGCCUCUCAAGGGACUUCUUCAGUUGCUCGAUGCAUAGCAAUCUUCGACGGGCCCGUCAUUUUCCCGACAUCUCCUUCGCAACAGACAUUGGCCGGCAGCGAAGACCCUAGUCUGACUUCUGCCGACGCUGAUCUACCUGUGGAGUCGGACGCUGAACCGCAAUCGAAGGUGGACACCGCUGUGCUCGUCUUCCCGCCGGGAUCUCUACCGGGAGCAUCGGCGACUGCGUCCGCGACUGUGCUGUUAACCGGCGAGGGAACCAUGUCCACUCCUGCCGGCAAGUGCAUCGCAUACAUCUCCAUGCCGAUUGACAGCCAAGAUUCGACCCCCUGUUCAGCUGAGACGCUCCUGAAGCCCUACCUACAAGCUACCCUCUCUUCCGUCACCACCAUCUCCACUCCUCCCGAGGCACUGUUCUCGGUCUUCUACACCAUCAACGGUCACCGAGAACUGUACCCUCGACUAUCAACAGCCGACUCUUCUUCACGCGUGCUCGUGACUCCGCCUUCAUCGCCUUUGCUCCCGGAGAGCAUGGAUGAUGCGGCUUGCAAUGCCGAGGCUCUGUUUAGGCAUGCAGUGCACCUGCUGCGUCCGGGGCAAGCGGGUACAGUUGAAGGUCUAUGGCCGCCGUUAGAGAAUCAGGAUGAGGAGGAAGAUAGUUGGUAGCUUGUAGGUAACAAGACUAAAUGUUCCAGUCUGAGAUUGGUUGCAAGAUAGGGUAUAUUGCAGUAGACAUUUGCAUGGUAGGUAGGGAGUCAUUCACUGCUUUACAUUUGUAAUUCAGGAGUAUUAUGAUCAUACAGAUUGAGCAUGAUGGUCAUGAAGGUGUCAU
Molecule: messenger RNA, 1834 nt
Organism: Gloeophyllum trabeum ATCC 11539
Lineage: Eukaryota; Fungi; Basidiomycota; Agaricomycetes; Gloeophyllales; Gloeophyllaceae
Product: FAD/NAD P-binding domain-containing protein
Exons: 4
Coding region: 1-1668 (555 amino acids)
Biological process (GO): protein geranylgeranylation; vesicle-mediated transport; small GTPase-mediated signal transduction
Cellular component (GO): cytosol; Rab-protein geranylgeranyltransferase complex; nucleus
Molecular function (GO): GDP-dissociation inhibitor activity
Source: RefSeq, a predicted model, not a curated record